Podospora anserina S mat+ is the source of this 660-nucleotide messenger RNA. RefSeq lists its product as uncharacterized. Lineage: Eukaryota; Fungi; Ascomycota; Sordariomycetes; Sordariales; Podosporaceae. The transcript is spliced from 2 exons. The record is from RefSeq and is a predicted model, not a curated record. Bases 1 to 660 code for a protein of 219 amino acids.
AUGGUUGCUGAGCGAAGCUGGAGGAUUAUGCCUUCUCGGGAAACGAUCGGAAUGAGGAUGCUUUCCGGCAGUAAGGUAAGCAAUCGCCGACUAUAUUGCUUCAUUAACGCCUUAGACGAGUCAUCCGAAGACGAUGUUCGAAAAAUGGUUAGCUUCUUUGAGGAAAUGUGCGCUCAAGACAGGUCAAGCGAACUCCGCAUUUGCUUUGCGAGCCGUCAUUACCCAGAGAUCAGCAUCAAGACAGGUCUCCAGCUUGUUUUAGAAAACAAACGAGAACACAGCGAGGACAUCAGCCAUUACAUCAACGCCCACCUCAAGAUUGACACCUCACCACAAGCCAAAGAGAUCAGAGCCGAAGUCGUGGUCAAGUGGUCAUACAUUUUUCUCUGGGUUGCUCUCGUAGUCCCUAUCCUAAACAUGGGGUAUGAUCGUGGACGGAUGGAAGCACUCCAGUCCCGAUUGAGCGAGAUCCCCUCGGGUCUAGAUAACUUAUUCCUCGUCGACAUUCUGACAAGGGACUGCGAUAACUUGGUAGAGCUAUUGCUCUGCAUCCAGUGCGUUCUGUUUGCGAAACGGCCGCUUUCACCCGUGGAAUUAUACGCCGCGUUGCGUACCCUCAGCCUGGCUACAAUAACCAGUCCAAAAGAGCUUACGGUUUAG